AUGAAGUUCUCAAGAGCCACAACACUUAUCGCCUUGUGCGCAGUCUCCUGUCUGGUCAUCCUACCCUCAGUGGUUAACGCUCAACAUGGGACUAUAUCUGUUCCAGGUGUAAAACCAACGGCGGAGCCAGGCACCAAAACAACACCCGUGCCAACGACAUCAUCCACCCCGGCCCCCACUUCCAAGCCAAGUACCACACCUCCCGCCGCCACCACCACCGCCGCCACAACUACGACUCAUACAGCCGGCACCACUACUGCUCCUGCUGCUAAGCCUCCAACAACUUCAUUGGCCCCCGUCAUCCCCACUCCAAUUGCUCCCCCAGUUCCUACAGGCACCGGAGGAGUGAUAGGAGCAGCAUGUACCAACUCUGAUGCCUGCGGAGGAUUGUUAUGUGCGCUCACACCAGAUAGCCCUGCCGCAGGAACUUGUCAAGCUAUGCCCAGAAAUGUCUGCCGUGCUGACCCCGCGCAGAAUUGCACAACGAGUGCAGACUGCAAUACUGCCUACUCGUUCUGUAUGAACAAUAACGGAGCAAUGGUCUGCGUGGGCUUGGGUACUCCCUCAGCAGCCGACUACUGCCCUAACAAUACCAGCAACAACAACAGCGGCAGUGGAAGCCUGGCCCCUACAAUCAAGUACGCAGGAAUUGCUGUUGGAUGUGUUGCUGCCCUCGGUUUGCUCUUUGCCGGAGUCCGCUGGCAACGUCACCGCCAACGAUCCAAGGUCCCCGAGAACAUGUUUGGAGAGAUUGACUAUGGCAUGACUGACCGCAGUGCCCCCAAGAGCGCCGAACAAACUUAUCCCUUCUCAAGCCGUCCCCAUGCCCACGGAAGCGACCACGCUCCCUCGCCUCCUCACGACAACGGAUACGAUAACCAGUACUACGACGACGGAUAUCAGAAGGACCAGUAUUACGGCAACGACCAGUACAACAACAACAGUCAGUACUACGGAAACCAGCAGGACAACUAUGGCUACGAUCACCACAGUGGCCACGGCGGUCAGGGUGGAGGGUUCUACGACAACGUGGACUACCCCCAGAAUGGCGGUCAUCACUCCCCGAUCGCAUCGCCUGCUGCUGCUGUCAGGUCGCCCCGGCAGAACAACUUUGCCGCCGAGCCCUCCGAGCUGGACUAUGGCGGCGGCAAUGGCGGAUAUGGCCACGGCGGUCAUGGUGGUCAAGGCGGUCAAGGUGGUCAAGGUGGAUACUACUAG
Molecule: messenger RNA, 1218 nt
Organism: Linnemannia hyalina
Lineage: Eukaryota; Fungi; Mortierellomycota; Mortierellomycetes; Mortierellales; Mortierellaceae
Source: the annotation of a GenBank genome assembly